This is a messenger RNA of Candida tropicalis MYA-3404, 1422 nucleotides long. Its product is annotated as NAD(+) diphosphatase. Gene Ontology annotation, cellular component: cytosol. Gene Ontology annotation, biological process: NADP+ catabolic process; NAD+ catabolic process. Bases 1 to 1422 code for a protein of 473 amino acids. NCBI's taxonomy places the organism in Eukaryota, Fungi, Ascomycota, Pichiomycetes, Serinales, Debaryomycetaceae. The transcript has a single exon. The record is from RefSeq and is a predicted model, not a curated record. Gene Ontology annotation, molecular function: NADH pyrophosphatase activity.
AUGAUAAGAGUAAUAACUACAAAUCAACUAUCAUCAUCAUCAUCAACUGUUAUUGCUACAAGCUUUAGAAGUAUUAUGACUGCAGCAUUUAAGAACACACCAAAAGAUGUCUAUUUUGGAAAUGAAGUUUUGAACAGGGUUUCAUUUUUACGUGAAGAUAACGAAUUUAUUCAUUCGAGUUUAUUUCAUCCUUCUACAAGAUUUAUAUUUUAUAAUGAACAACAACCUUUAGUUCAUAAAAAUUUUGAUAGAAAGUUGUGUAUUUUGAAAAAUGGAUCUAAUCAAGGAAGUAUUGAACAAGAACCUGAUGGUGGAUUGGGUUAUACUGGUACAAAAGCUGUUAUUGAAUCAGGAAUGAUGGAAAAUUUACCUAGUUGGAAAUCUACUUUACAAACUUGGUAUCAUGAUAAUAAAUAUCAUGAAAAAUCAUUAAGAGAUGAUGGCAAACCUGUGUUUUUAUUCAUGGGGAUCUUGGAUGAAUCUAUUGGAUUGAAUUUGAAAAGUUUGAAAUUUUUAGAAACUUCUGAAGAAACUUAUCUUGAUCAUCAAGGAAGAUAUCAAGGUAUUGCAUAUUAUGCCGUUGAUCUUACUAAACUGAAAGCAUUACGUAAAGAAAUUGUGAAAUUUGUUAAUGAUUCUAUCAAUUCCCUGCAAUCGUCUGAUAACUCACCAAUCGACAAUGGUAUAUAUUUCACACAUUCUAGAAAGCAUUAUUUGGGUUUUAAAGAAAGAGAGGCAAGUUUAUUCUCUCAAGGUGCCAUGUUUUUUAGUUGGCUCGAUACCAACAAAUUUUGUCCUGGUUGUGGUCUGCCGUCAAUACCUAUUCAUGCAGGUGGUAAAUUAUUCUGUACCAGUGAAGAAAAAAGUGAAGAAGAUAAUGAGGUAUUCAAGUGUCCCGUGAAAAGUGCCAGAGUUUCAAAUGCAUCUUUUCCAAGAACGGACAUGGCUGUGAUAUCUAUAAUAACAAAUGAAGAUCGUUCCAAGGUUCUUUUAUCAUUGAACAAAAGAUAUGCAAUUGCUAGAAUGUAUACCUGUACUGCUGGGUUCAUGGAACCUGCAGAAAGUGUUGAGGUUGCCACUAGAAGAGAAAUCUGGGAAGAAACAGGUGUUGUAUGUGAUGAUAUUCAAAUAGUCAACACUCAACCUUGGCCAUUCCCUCAAAACUUAAUGAUUGGAUGUAUGGGAGUUGUGAAAUUCAACAACAAGAAUGAAAUCAUCCAUUUGGGUCAUGAUAAUGAGUUAGAGGACGCAAGAUGGUUUGACAUUGAGUUUGUGAGAAAAUUAGUAUACCCAGAUGAGGUUACCGAGGAAGAAAAAGAAACCUUCAAUCCAGAAGGAAUCAUUAUUCCAAUGAAAGAAUCCAUAGCUCAUCUGUUGAUAAAAUUAGUUGUUGAUGAAGCUAGUAAGAGAAGUAAAUUAUAA